AUGGCACAGCGAGUGAAAGUGUUAUGGUCCGAGGCCCUGGAUGAACCAAUGGCAUUGAAUGAACAUGAUACAAACGAGGAAAUGAUUAGGACAAAUGGUACGAGUCAAAGCAAAAAAAAGGUGAAAUCCAAGCACGAGAAAAGGAAGAAAAGGCAUCCAAAUGAUGUCAAGACGAAGCACGAUAUGGAUGCGACUGUGAGCUUUGACGACAGCUCGAGCAGCCACGAGUUGGACGAUGAGAACGAUACGUUUGGUGGUGCACGUUUUAUCAUGAAUGAUCUGGAGCGUGGGCUAGAGGAGAUCGCAGUCGAGGCUACGACAAAAGGGUUUACCAGUGUGCGAACGGAUAUCGCUCGAAAAGAAGAGAAGAAAGAGAUGAGAAAGAGUAAAAAUAGGAAAGAGAGAAGGAGUGAGAAUCAGGAGUCUGGUGCUGUUAUGGUCAAGGAGAGAAAGGAAAAGACGAGGAAAGUGAAGAAAACGUUGCAAGUACUGGAGACAAUGGACGUUGUUGCAGUCAAGAAAUCGGCGGGAAAAGCUCAGAAGAGUAAAAAGAAGCAGAGACAGGUGGACAUGAAGGCUGUUGUUGCUGAGGAAAGGUUGGAUCAAGAUAAGACAAAGGGUGAUAGAUUGACACAGGAUGAAAAGAAACACGAGAAGGUGCAGAGUGCAGUGAAAGAAGGAAAGGUUGGUGGUGGUAUUAAAGACGACAAGAAAAUGACAAGAAAGACUGGCACGAACCAUCAAAAGCAAUUGAAGCAGAAAAAACUUGUGCCAUCAAAUUGUGGGAUUGAUGCAAAAUUGAAAACACCACCGAAGAACGAUGCUUGUAGAAAUGGUUCUAUCAAAUAUGCUGAAUACUUGGAUCUCGACGUGGUGCUUCGAGGGCUCGAGACCGGUGGCCUUUUUCAAGGCAAACUUCGUGUGAACGCGAUGUACCGUAUGGAUGGCUACAUCAGUGUAGAUGGCUUUUCAAUGGAUGUGCUGAUGAAGGGGAUGCAAGAUCGUAAUCGUGCACUUGACGGUGAUUUAGUAGCAAUUAGAUUGCGUCCAGUAUCUGAAUGGAAACCUUUGAAUGACGACAGUAAGUUGGGAACACAUGCUGCUGAAUCGAAGCCAAUGUCUUCAAGUGCUGGAGUAGACCAGAACGCGUUGCAUUCGCUAUGGCUCCCUAACGUGCAGACAGACCAGUGUUUUAUCAAGACAUCGUCAGACAAGGAAGACUAUGUUAAUAUGCUAGAACAGACUAAAGCUUGCGUGAACGAGCGCAUUAAAGAGUCUCGCCGCCGUCCGACUGCGACUGUAGUGUACGUUCUGACUAGAGGCAACGCGAACGGUUUUGUCGGAUCCUUAGAAGCCAAAACCAAAGUGAAAGAUACGAAUGUGCCACUCGCAAGCGAUGACAACUACGCCUACUUCAAUGCCGAUGAUCUUCGUCUGCCACGACUUAUCCGCAUUCCGAGGCUGCAACUUCCAGACGAGUUCAUUAGCCACCCUAUGCUAUAUUCGAAGACAAUGCUUUGCUUUUGCCGAAUCAAAGCGUGGCCAACGAGGCAACAAAGUCCGACGGGCGAAUUUGUAAAGACAGUCGGAGAGUACACAGGAAUUGAAACUGGCAUAUCGGCAAUUUUGUCUAAGCACGGCCUGCAAGAGCACACGCUGGAUUUUGGCAGCUCGAUUUUGAACGAGUUGGAUGAAAAGUAUGGAACGAGCGGUGAGAAGUGGGAGAUACCGGAAGACGAGCUUCAGAAGAGACGGGACUUUCGUGAGACUCAAAUCUUCAGCAUCGAUCCGUAUAAUGCACGCGAUUUAGACGACGCGCUGCAUAUUCGUGCACUCAACGACGGUCGCACGAAAUUUGAGAUUGGUGUCCAUAUUGCAGAUGUGACCCACUUUAUCGAGCACAAUUCAUUAUUAGAUCUUGAAGCUCGAUCUAGAGGCACCAGCGUCUAUCUCGUCAACCGUGUGCUGCCGAUGCUGCCUCGUAUCCUAUGUGAGAAACUAUGUUCGCUGCAACCGCAAGUGGAUCGGCUGGCGUUUUCAGUAGUGUGGCAGAUGAACCUAGAUGGCACCCUCGUCGAGGGCGUGGAUCCGUGGUUUGGAAAGUCCGUGAUUCGCUCAUGCUGCAAGCUUGACUACGGAUCGGCGCAAAAGAUGCUCGAUGGAGUUAUUACUGGUGAGAAUGUGGAGGAGUGGGAAGAGGAAAGGCGUCCAAUUAUGGGUGCAAACCCUAAUAUCACUAAUGCUACCGUGGUCCAGGGCGUAAAGGACUUGUGGAGCAUUGGGAAAAAUCGUCGCGCGAUGCGUUUCGAGACAGGAGCGGUGAGCUUGAACGACGUGAAGCUUGUCUUUUCGUUGGAUGCAAAGGGGAAUCCAAUUCGAUACGGAUCGUACGAGCUGAAGAACAGCAAUCGGCUGGUAGAAGAGUACAUGCUGUUGGCCAACUACCUCGUUGCUCAGCAAUUACUACGUGCGCAUGGUCCACUAGCGUUCUUGCGGCACCAUCCUCCGCCGGUUUUGCGGUCAAUGGAUCAAACACUGGCAAGAUUAGAGAAGAGCGACAUAAAGUUGGAUGGGAGCUCGACGAAGCAACUGACAGAGUCACUAGAGCGCAUUCGUCAAGAUUGUGGUGAAACAACAUUUGUCAUCGUGCAAGCGUUGAUUAUUAAACCUAUGAAGCCAGCAGAGUACAUGGUGGCAGGCAAUGGUGCAUGUCCAGAUUCCUGGCGCCAUUACGCACUGAACAUUCCGUACUACACACAUUUCACAUCUCCCAUUCGCCGAUAUGCCGAUGUGGUCGUACAUCGGCUUUUGCAGGAGAGUUUAGUGGGUGCAUUAUCUUCAAACAAGGACGCAUCCGAUUGCUCAGUGACUGAGUCUAGGAUGGUGGAGCUUACGUCAGUUGCUCAGAACUGUAACGAGAAGAAGAUGACGUCCGAGAAUGCGGAAAAGGAAUGUGACAAUGUGUUUUUGUGUGCAUUUAUGCGGCAUAAUGGGGAUACUGAAGUAACUGGUAUUGUGGUGAGUAUGGGUCAAAAGAGUUUUACAGUGUACAUUAUGGAAUUAGGAAUCGAGCAGCGUCUCUUUCUUCAAGAACUUGAUUUGACUGGUUCCUGGAAUGACAAAACUUUGGAGCUCUCAAUUGAAUUACCAAGUAUGCAAAAGAUGAUGGGCAAGAAAGAGGACAGUGCAAAGAAUAGGAAUCAUGAUGCUAUGGACAUGAAGAUGUCAUCACAAUUGAUUGUCUUGUCAUUUAUGAAACAACUUCGAUUGCGCAUGUCAACUACUAAGAAAAUGCCAUUGAUGCUGACAUUUUCAGUUCUUGGCGUCAAAAAGAACUAG
Peronospora belbahrii is the source of this 3339-nucleotide messenger RNA. The record is from the annotation of a GenBank genome assembly. Lineage: Eukaryota; Oomycota; Peronosporomycetes; Peronosporales; Peronosporaceae.